Lolium perenne is the source of this 2058-nucleotide messenger RNA. RefSeq lists its product as uncharacterized. Gene Ontology annotation, biological process: defense response. The record is from RefSeq and is a predicted model, not a curated record. NCBI's taxonomy places the organism in Eukaryota, Viridiplantae, Streptophyta, Magnoliopsida, Poales, Poaceae.
UCACAUUCCUAGCUCCCUCCCAACUUGAAACUACCAUCACCGUGAUCACCGGCUUGAAAGCCUUGGCUGCAAAGUCUAGCUUUCUUACUCAACCAUGGCGUACAGAGUGCUGGAGGUCACCCUCCUGUCGGCCAAGGACCUGAAGAACGUGAACCUCAUCACGCGCAUGGAGGUGUACGCCGUUGCCACCAUCUCCGGCGACCCGAUCACGCGGCAGUGCACCCCGCCGGACCCCCACGGCGGACGCAACCCGACCUGGAACGCCACGCUCCGGUUCUCAGUGCCGCCCACCGUGGACGCAACCACGGGCGGCGGCUGCCUACACAUCCUCCUCCGUGUCCAGCGCAUGUUUGGCACCGACCGUGACGUCGGCGAGGUCAUCGUGCCCCUGGCUGAGAUCCUCGCCGGCGUCGGCGACCACGGCGGCGACGACCUCAGCGGCCCUACACUGCCGCAGUUCGCCUCGUACCAGAUCCACAAGGUGCACCGCACUGAGACGUGCGGCGAGCUUUACCUGACGUACCGUCUCGGCCCCGUCGUCGCGACGCAGCAGCAGGUACCCCUGUGGGUAAGGGGCGACGAGCUGCCUGUCGUGGCGUACCCGGUGCCGGAGAAACUGAUGCAGCCGCUGGCUCCCCCUCAGGCUUUCUGGCCCGGGCAGGUAGCCGCGCAUCCGCCUACGAAACCAGCGGGCUAUGUGGCUGUGCCGCUUUCGACAGCAAAACCGACCGGGCAUGUGCUCUCGCCGCCGCCAACAAAACCUGCCGGCUAUGUGGAUGUCCCGUCUUCGACUGUAAAACCACCCGGGCAUGUUGAUGUGGGAAUGCCGUCUCCUAAACAUCCGGGUUACGCGGCCGUGCCAUCGUCUCCGAAGCCAGUCGGACAUGCCGCCGUGCCACCGUCUCCAAAGCAAUCCGGUCAGGCGGUGUCCAUGCCGCCUUCGCUGAAACCAUCCGGGCAGGCGGUGUCCAUACCGCCUUCUCCAAAACAAGUCGAACGGGUGGCGUCCAUGCCGCCGCCUCAGACACCAACCAGGCAUGUGGUGUCCACGCCACCGUCUCCGAAACCAUCCGGGCAGGCGGUGUCCAUGCCGCCUUCUCCCAAACAAGUGAAACGGGUGGUUUCCAUGCCUCCGCCUCAGACACCCGCCAGGCCUGUGGUGUCCAUGCCACCAUCCCCACAACCAGCGGGGCAGGCGGUGUCGAUGCCGCCUUCUCCAAAACAAGUCGAACGGGCGGUCUCCAUUCCCCCGCCACAGACACCAGCGAGACCUGUGGUAUCCAUGCCGCCGUCAACAAAUCCAGUGGGGCGUGUGGUGUCCAUGCCUCCCCAAAAACCAGCAGGGCAACAUGUUUCCAUGCCGCCAUCCCCAAAACCAGCCGGACAUGUCACCGUGCCAUCUUCGACUUCACACCCAUCCGGUCAUGCAAUGCCGUCGUCUCCAAAACCAGCCGGUGGGCAUGUAUCUGUGCCGCCGUCUCCAGAGCCAACCACCGGACAUGUGUCAUUCCCGCCAUCUCCAGUGCUCUACAGCGGGCAUUUGUCCAUGCCACCGUCUCCAAAACCACCUGUCUAUGAGGCUGUGUCACCGCCUCCAAAAUCUAACGGGCUCGUAGCUGCCAACUUGCCGGCGACGGCAAAUAAUUCCAGCAACAUGGAGUUCGGGUGGGGGCUGGGCGCCGGGCUGGUCAGCGGCGCGAUCAGCGGGAUGCUGGCCGGCGGUAAGAGUAGAAAUGACCGUGUUUUCACCGGAAGUCGUUCCGUUCGGCCGUAGCCGUGGACUUUCUUGGUUGAAGGGGUCCGGAAGAGAUGUUUGCACGCUGAGUAAUGUAAUAAUAGCUAAGUAAGUAUGUACCACACUACCAGAGUUUCUGGAUAUGCGCGAGACGUACAAACGUGUACAAUGCAAGGACUGGAGGCAUUGUCUUUGUGUUGGUAUGCGAUUAUGCGCGAGUUUGUAGCUAGCUAGAUCAUGAAUGAAGAUCUGGGUACAUAUAUGUAUUCCUGGACUAAACUUGUACGCUGCUAAUGAAGUUUCAUAUAGGUGUCAACUGUAAA